AUGGACUCGCCUCCACUGCCCUUAUCGCACCUGAGGUCACCUGCUGCCACCUCCGCACUGGGGGGCUCCAUGAGCUCCCCAAAACCAUCUCUUGACACCUCCAAAACCUUCCCCGCCUCUGGAGCCACCUCCAGUACUGCCACCACCAAGGGAGUGACCUCAACCAAUGCCCCAACCUCAACAGGAGAGCCUCCAACCUCCUCUUCCACCUCUGGAGCCACCUCCCGUGCCGUCACCACCAAUGGGGUGACCUCCACCAAUGCUUCAACCACCUCUGUUGUUACCUCUACCAUAUCCUUGACCACUGGAGAAACUUCCUCUGCUGCCAGCUCCAAUAGGAUGACCUCACCCGAUGCUGCAACCACGUCAGCAGAGGCUUCCACCUCCUUCACCACCUCUGGAGCCACCUCCACUGUUCCCACCUCAACAGCAGUGACCACCAGGAGUGCCACAACCACCUCCAUUAAUGCCUCCACAUCAUUCUCCACAUCUGGAGCCACCUCCAGUGCUGCGACCACCAAUGAGGUGACCUCAACCAAUGCCCCAACCUCAACAGCAGAGCCUCCAACCUCCUUCUCCACCUCUGGAACCUCUUCCACUGCUGUCACCUUCACUGAGGUGACCCCGAUGUCAUCCACAGCCACCUCAAUGGACACCUCCACGCUCUCCUUCACCUCUGAAGUCACCUCAACUGCUCCUAUCUCCACAGGGGUGACCUUCACAACAGCUCCAACCACCUCUGUUGAUGCCACCACGAGCUUCUCCACACCUGGAGCCACCUCCUCUGCUGUCACCACCAAUGACUUGACCUCCACCAGUGGCCCAACCACCUCUAUUGAUGCAUCCACCUCAUUCACCACCAUUGGAGCCACCUCCUCGGGUGUCACUUCCAUAGAGGAGACCUCCAUGACAGCCACAACCACUCCAACAGAGCUUCCAACCUCCUUCUCCACACCUGGAGCCACCUCCUCUGCUGUCACCUCCAAUGUGCUCACCUCCGUCAGUGCCACAACCACCCCAACAGAGCUUCCAACCUCCUUCUCCACCUCUGGAGCCACCUCCUCUGCUGCCACGUCCACUGAUGUGACCUCUACAACACCUCCAACCAUGUCAGAAGCUGCCUCCACGACGUUCUUGACCAUUGGAUCCACCUCAACUCCUCCCAUGUCCACAUUGGUGACCUCCACACCAGCUCCAACCACCUCUGUUGAUGCCUCCACAUCAUUCUCCACCAAUGGAGCCACCUCCUCCGCUGCAACCUCCAAUGUGAUGACCUCAACCAAUGCCCCAACCUCAACGGCAGAGCCUCCAACCUCCUUCUCCACCUCUGGAACCUCUUCCACUGCUGUCACCUUCACUGAGGUGACCCCGAUAUCAACCACAGCCACCUCAAUGGACACCUCCACGCUCUCCUUCACCUCUGAAGUCACCUCCAGUGCUCCCAUGUCCACAGGGGUGCCCUCCACAACAGCUCCAACCACCUCUGUUGAUUCCUCCACAUUAUUCAGCACUACUGGAGCCACCUCCUCUGCUGUCACCACCAAUGAGUUGACCUCCACCAGUGCCCCAACCACCUCUACUGAUGCAUCCACCUCAUUCACCACCAUUGGAGCCACCUCCUUGGGUGUCACUUCCACAGAUGAGACCUCCAUGACAGCCACAACCACUCCAACAGAGCCUCCUACCUCCUCCUCCACCCCUGGAGCCACCUCCUCUACUGCCACCUUGACUGAAGUGUCCUCCACAACAGCCCAAACCACCCCUAUUGAUGCCUCCAGCACCUUCUCCACCUCUGGAGCCACCUCCUCUGCUGCCACCUCCACUGCUGUGACCUCUACAACACCUCCAACCAUACUGGAUCCAACCACCUCAACUACUCCCAUGUCCACAUUGGUGACCUCCACAACAGCCACAGACAUCUCUGCUGAUGCCUCCAAGUCAUUCACCACCAAUGGAGCCACCUCCUCUGCUGCCACCUCCAUUGAGAUGACCUCAACCAAUGCCCCAACCUCAACAGCAGAGCCUCCAACCUCCUUCUCCACCUCUGGAACCUCUUCCACUGCUGCCACCUUCACUGAGGUGACCCUGAUGUCAACCACAGCCACCUCAAUGGACACCUCCACACUCUCCUUCACCUCUGAAGUCACCUCCAGUGCUCCCAUGUCCACAGGGGUGCCCUCCACAACAGCUCCAGCCAUCUCUGUUGAUUCCUCCACGUCAUUCAGCACUACUGGAGCCACCUCCUCUGCUGUCACCACCAAUGAGUUGACCUCCACCAGUGGCCCAACCACCUCUACUGAUGCAUCCACCUCAUUCACCACCAUUGGAGCCACCUCCACGGCUGUCACUUCCAUAGAUGAGACCUCCAUGACAGCCACAACCACUCCAACAGAGCUUCCAACCUCCUUCUCCACCCCUGGAGCCACCUCCUCUGCUGCCACCUUGACUGAAGUGUCCUCCACAACAGCCCAAACCACCCCUAUUGAUGCCUCCAGCACCUUCUCCACCUCUGGAGCCACCUCCUCUGCUGCCGCCUCCACUGCUGUGACCUCUGCAACAGCCCCAACCAUGUCAGAAGCUGCCUCCACGAUGUUCUCCACCACUGGAGCCACCUCAACUGUUCCCAUGUCCACAAUGGUGACCUCCACAACAGCCACAGCCACCUCUGCUGAUGUCUCCACGUCAUUCUCAACAUCUGGAGCCACCUCCUCUGCUGCCACCACCAAUGAGAUGACCUCAACCAAUGCCCCAACCUCCACAGCAGAGCCUCCAACCUCCUUCUCCACCUCUGGAACCUCUUCCACUGCUGUCACCUUCACUGAGGUGACCCCGAUAUCAACCACAGCCACCUCAAUGGACACCUCCACGCUCUCCUUCACCUCUGAAGCCACCUCCAGUGCUCCCAUGUCCACAGGGGUGACCUCCACAACAGCUCCAACCACCUCUGUUGAUGCCACCAAGAGCUUCUCCACCUCUGGAGCCACCUCCUCUGCUGUCACCACCAAUGAGCUGACCUCCACCAGUGGCCAAACCACCUCUAUUGAUGCAUCCACCUCAUUCACCACCAUUGGAGCCACCUCCUCGGGUGUCACUUCCAUAGAGGAGACCUCCAUGACAGCCACAACCACUCCAACAGAGCCUCCUUCCUCCUUCUCCAGUUAUGGAACCACCUCCUCUUCUGUCACCUCUGCAGUGGGGACCUCCACAACAGCUUCAGCCACCUCUAUUGAUGCCUCCAGCACCUUCUCCACCUCUGGAGCCACCUCCUCUGCUGUCACCUCCAAUGUGGUCACCUCCAUCAGUGCCACAACCACCUCUGUUGAUGCCUUCACGUCAUUCACCACCAUUGGAGCCACCUCCAGUGCUGCCACCACCAAUGAGGUGACCUCCACCAAUGCUCCAACCACCUCAGCAGAAUCUUCUACCUCUAUCUCCAUCCCUGGAACCUCCUCUGCUGUCACCUCCAUCCAUGUGAGCUCCACGGCAGCUCCAACGACCACUGUUGAUGCCUCCAGUACCUUCUCCACCACUGCAGCCACCUCUUUUGCAGCCACCUCUAAUGGGAUGACCUCAACCAAUGCUCCAACCAUCUCUACUGAUGCCUUCACAACCUUCCCCUCCACUGCUUCCUCCGCUUCCUCUCCCACCUUCACUCAUGGGACCCCAAUAUCUUCCACAGCCACUUCAGAAUUUUCCUCCUCCACCAGUGGAUCCACCUCCACUGUUCCCACCUCAACUGAGGUGACCUCCAUGAGUGCCACCACCACCUCCAUGGAUGCCUCCACAGGGUUCUCAAGCACUGGAGUCACCUCCAGCUCUGUCACUUCCAUAGAGGCAACCUCCUUGACAUCUCCAGCCUCAACAGCAGUGCCUCCAACCUCCUUCUCCACCACUGGAGCCACCUCCUCUGCUGUCACCUCCAAUGUGGUCACUUCCACCAGUGCCACAACCACCUCUGUUGAUGCCUCCACCUUAUUCACCACCAUUGGAGCCACCUCCAGUGCUGCUACCUCCAAUGAAGUGACCUCCACCAAUGCUCCAACCACCUCAGCAGAGUCUUUUACCUCCAUCUCUAUCCCUGCAACCUCCUCUGCUGUCACCUCUAUCCAUGUGACCUCCACGGCAGCUCCAACCACCACUCUUGAUGCCUCCAGCACCUUCUCCACCUCUGGAGCCAGCUCCACUGGUCCAGCCUUCACUGAGGGGAUCCCAACGUCUUCCACAGCCACCUCAGGUGUUUCCUCCACGCUCUCCUUGACCACUGCAGCCUCUUCCACCGGUGUCACAUCCACUGAGGUCACCUCCACGAGGGCCACAUCGGCCCCAGUCGAUUUCUCCAGCACCUUCUCCACCACUGGUUCCACCUCCAGCCCUCUCACGUCCACACUGGGGACCUCCACCAAUGCCCCAACCUCAACGGCAGAGCCUCCAACCUCCUUCUCCACCUCUGGAACGUCCUCCACUGCUGUCACCUUCACUGAGGUGACCUCCACAGCAGCCCCAACCACCUCUAUCGAUGCUUCCACGAGCCCCUCCACCUCUGGAGCUUCCUCCUCUGCUCCCUCCGUCACUGAGGGCAUCUUCACCCCAGCCCCAACCACCUCCACUGGAGUCACCUCAACUGAGGUGACCUCAACCGGUGCCACAACCACCUCUGCUGCCUCCACGAUGUUCUUGACCACUGGAGCCACCUCAACUGCUCCCAUGUCCACAGGGGUGACCUCCACAACAGCUCCAACCACCUCUGUUGAUGCCACCACGAGCUUCUCAACCACUGGAGCCACCUCCUCUGCUGUCACCACCAAUGAGCUGACCUCCACCAGUGCCCCAACCACCUAUAUUGAUGCAUCCACCUCAUUCACCACCAUUGGAACCACCUCCUCGGGUGUCACUUCCAUAGAGGAGACCUCCAUGACAGCCACAACCACUCCAGCAGAGCCUCCUUCCUCCUUCUCCAGUUAUGGAACAACCUCCUCUUCUGUCACCUCCAUACUUGGGACCUCCACAGCAGCUCCAACCACCUCUAUUGAUGCCUCCAGCAGCUUCUCCACCUCUGGAGCCACCUCCUCUGCUGUCACCUCCAAUGUGGUCACCUCCAUCAGUGCCACAACCACCUCUGUUGAUGCCUCCACGUCAUUCACCACCAUUGGAGCCACCUCCAGUGCUGCUACCACCAAUGAAGUGACCUCCACCAAUGUUCCAACCACCUCAGCAGAGUCUUCUACCUCCAUCUCCAUCCCUGGAACCUCCUCUGCUGUCACCUCCAUCCACGUCCCUCAUCCCUACAGGUGA
Pezoporus occidentalis (night parrot) is the source of this 5292-nucleotide messenger RNA. RefSeq names its product serine-rich adhesin for platelets-like. Bases 1 to 5292 code for a protein of 1763 amino acids. The transcript is spliced from 2 exons. The record is from RefSeq and is a predicted model, not a curated record. Lineage: Eukaryota; Metazoa; Chordata; Aves; Psittaciformes; Psittacidae.